AUGAUGUAUGAUAGUGCUGGUCUUGGAGGACCGCCCAUUCUCAAGUUUUCCAAAUUUGCAUCUUCUUAUGAUAUCUAUGACAAGAUCCAUGAGAUGGCAACUGAACACACACCAACUGAAGCACCUACAACAGCCUACCGUCCAAACUUGGACCACACAUGCUGUGUCACGGCCAAUACCCUGAUUGUGAAGAUGUUCAACACAAUCAACAAAGCUCUUUUUGUCACAAGCUGGACAACCUAUCUUGAGCAAAAAGCUGCCAACAAAAACUUACUGAGAGUGAAACACUUCAUCCCUCUGACCCGUGCCGCUACAGCUACCACCACUACUGCAAUCAUAGAUGUUGACAACAUUGACAUCACUAACACUCAGUCUGUUGAGUCACACAUUGAAAAAUGUGUUUGCCUCAAAACCAAGAAACAGACCAAGAACCUGGAGAAAGAAAUCCAGACGCUUAAACGUGCCUUUACAAAAAACAACUCCAGAGGGGCCAAUUGCCAGGCGCCUCCAACAAAAAGGAGACUGGUCAAAAGCGUUGCUCAUCUGGGACCAAGCCACAGCCAAAAACUGCCGCAAAAGUUGCCGGUGCCAACGCCGUUACCUCCAAGCCAAAACCCAACUAAGGAAGGAAAUCACAGAAGAAAGGAAAGACUUCUCAAAACAAGAAAGAAAAUUCGCUCUACAAUGACAUUGCACUUUGGCCUCUUUGCAGACCCAUCAAAAUCACAUUGA
Cylindrotheca closterium is the source of this 732-nucleotide messenger RNA. The record is from the annotation of a GenBank genome assembly. NCBI's taxonomy places the organism in Eukaryota, Bacillariophyta, Bacillariophyceae, Bacillariales, Bacillariaceae.